AUGUUUAACUUCAAAGAAUUUUUCUCCAACCGUGAGCGGGGCCAGUUCCCCGAGGUUGUGAUCCCUUUGGCCCGUGGCUCAGCACCGAAAACAGAUGACAGCCAGGACAAUGACUCAAGCAGCGGCCUUGAGAAAUCAUCUUCUGCCCAGGAGAAGGGCGCUGGUUCUCACACAACCACUACACUGACCCUGGAAGCUCUCCGAGCAGAGGUGGAAGCGGAUAUCUCUGCUUCCGGUCAUGACACUGCUUACGAUCGCAAGGCGAAAGUGAUUAAUCGAGCAGUCCAGGACAUUGGUAUGGGACGCUAUCAAUGGGGUCUCUUUGUCCUUUGUGGAAUGGGUUGGGUUGCAGACAACCUUUGGUUACAGGGAGUUGCCCUCACGCUUACCCCCAUUGCCAUGGAAUUUGGAAUCUCUGAAAAUGAGUCUCGCUUUGCUACAUGUGCCCUGUUUGUCGGUCUCAUUGUUGGUGCUUCUUUCUGGGGAAUUGCCUCCGACGCCAUUGGACGUCGUCCGGCUUUCAACAUGACUCUUUGCAUUUGCGGUACCUUUGGUCUUGCCGCCGGAGGUGGACCUAAUUGGAUUGGCACAUGUGCCUUGUACGCCUGCUUGGGUCUGGGUGUUGGUGGAAACCUGCCCGUCGAUGCGGCUGUCUUCCUCGAAUGUUUGCCGCCCAACUCAACUCAGAUUCUGAGUGGACUUGCUACGUGGUGGUCUGUCGGUACCUUGAUUGCUAGUAUGCUCGCCUGGGCCUUUAUCCCUACAUUCUCUUGUGAAUCCUAUGCCACAUGCACCAAAGCGAACAACUGGGGCUGGAGGUACUUGGUUCUCACCCUUGGUGCCAUCACCUUUGCUAUGUUCCUUUGUCGAUUCUUCCUGUUCACACUCUAUGAGUCUCCCAAGUUCCUGGUAUCUCGUGGUCGCCAAAACGAGGCUGUGGCUGCUGUUCACGGAAUCGCUCACAAGAACAAGACUACCACUUGGCUCACCGAGGACAUUUUGAACGAGAUUGGUGGAUACCCAGAGGAGAUCAAGGACAAGCAAGCCUUGUCAACCGGUGAAAUCAUCGGACGAUCCCUCGAAAGAUUCUCCGUUCAACAGAUCAAGCCGUUGUUCGCAACCAGACGCCUUGCCAUCUCGACCAUCCUGAUUUGGUUCUGCUGGACAUGCAUCGGAAUGGGUUACACCCUGUUUAACGCUUUCCUUCCUCAAUACCUGAGUGCCAACUCUACCACCUACAUCACCUAUCGCAACUACGCCAUCACAGCAGUCUGUGGUAUCCCAGGUCCACUUCUGGGUUGGGUUAUGGUUGACAUCAAGUACAUUGGCCGUAAGGGUACCAUGGCUGCGUCAACUCUCAUCACAGGCGUCCUGCUCUUCUGCUUCACUGCCACCAAGGACCCAAACAUUCAGCUUCUGUGCUCUUCUUUGGAAUCCUUCUUCCAGAUGAUCAUGUACGGUGUGCUCUACGCCUACACACCUGAGGUCUUCCCCGCACCAAACAGAGGAACGGGAUCUGGAAUUGCUAGCUGCUUGAACCGUAUUGCGGGUCUCAUGGCGCCCAUCAUUGGUAUCUACGCUAGUACUGAUCCUAUUGCCCCUAUCUACGCUGCGGGUGCGCUGAUUCUGGCUUCCUUUGUGGCUAUGUGUUUCCUACCAAUUGAGACACAGGGCAAGCAGGCCAUGUAA
Messenger RNA from Penicillium brevicompactum, 1689 nucleotides. RefSeq lists its product as uncharacterized. The transcript has 7 exons. Gene Ontology annotation, molecular function: transmembrane transporter activity. The record is from RefSeq and is a predicted model, not a curated record. Bases 1 to 1689 code for a protein of 562 amino acids. Gene Ontology annotation, biological process: transmembrane transport. NCBI's taxonomy places the organism in Eukaryota, Fungi, Ascomycota, Eurotiomycetes, Eurotiales, Aspergillaceae.